Messenger RNA from Chlamydomonas reinhardtii, 1801 nucleotides. RefSeq lists its product as uncharacterized. The record is from RefSeq and is a predicted model, not a curated record. The transcript has 11 exons. Lineage: Eukaryota; Viridiplantae; Chlorophyta; Chlorophyceae; Chlamydomonadales; Chlamydomonadaceae. The coding region runs from base 404 to 1276 and encodes 290 amino acids.
CAAAGUAGCUGUAGUAAAUAUAAUCCAUCUUUAGAUGAUCAGCUCCACAUCCUGCAGCGGACAGAGUCUGUCCUCGAAGUCCGAGUCACUGUUGUGACCUUCUCGAGUGAACUGCAGUCUUUUAAACUUGACUUGAAGCAACAGCAAUAAGCACAGAAACCUCGCAGUUGUUAACUGAACUCACGAGUAGUGCAAGACGGGCCUGCGAGCGAGACGGGUCGGCAUGGUUAACUUUGGAAUUCACCGCGGCCAAGCGGUCUCGCCCAGUGACCAGGGCUCGGGUUGCCAUGUUGGGGAGGUCUCGCGGGAGUCAGGCGCUAUAGAACACCUGGAACGAGCAGGCUGGCGUCCCGAAGCCGACCCACUCCUGGCAUCGUAUGCGGACCUGCCGCCUUUGGGCCGGAUGGCUCGCGGCUAUGGAUCUAAGGGCAGUAUCUGGGCUCGUGUGGCGUACAGCGCGGGAGUGAGCCCGGCCAAGGAGCGACUGAACAACUUGUGGAACACGACCUCGCUGGUAUCGGCGCUGCUCAUGACCUUCACCUACUCCAACAUCGGCAACCCUGCCAGGUCUGACACCCCCCUGGAGCCCGGCAGCAGUCGCGCCAUCGCGCUGGAGUUCGCCAACGUGGCGGGCAUCCUCAGCUUCGUCAUGAGCCUGUUCUGCCUGAUGUUCAACGUCGUGUUCCACGAGGUGGACUACUGCACCACACACCGGGAUGAGCGAGACUUCAUCCUGGGCUUUGCGGGCGUGUUUGACGCCGUGGCGGGGUUGUUCGCGGGCAGUGUAGUGAUGCUGCUGCUCAGCGUGCUGUGCACAAUCUUCGUGAUACACCCCAUGCGAACCUUCUGGAUUACGGUUGGCACCUGCAUUGCAAUGGCGAUCGCCUUGUUCGGCACGACACUUCCCAUCACCGUUUUCACACGCUUCCGGCUGUGGGUGCGACUGGAGGGCGCGCUGGAGCGUGGGGCCGCGGGCGGCGGCAGCCAUGGCGUUACCAAGGCGGCCGCAGCGGCAGCGGUGUCAGAGGGCCGCCUGGAGCCACAGGCCGCCGCCGCUGCGGAAGAUGAGGAGGACGAGGAGGAGGAGAUGGGCGGCAGCAGCAAGGACCGUGGUGGCAGAGGGGCAGUCGCGCGCAAUGGCGGGCGUGUGCAGGCCUUCCAGGCUGGGGAUGCGGGCGGGGGCGGCGGCGGCGGCGGGGGCGGCCGCGGCGGAGGCGGCGGCGGCGGAGGCGGCGGCGGCCUGCGUGGUGAGAGCUCUCUGCGGCGCUUACAGUAGCAGCGGGCAACACUGGAUAGACAAGAGCAUGACGGGGCUUUGGAGUGUCAGGAAGAGUGGGGGAGCAACAUACUGCAUUGCUCGAGAACACUGCUGUAUUGUAGCCACGACUGCGUAUCGGAAUGACUCAAGCUCGCUCGUACAUGACUGCGAUGCCUCAACUGUACUGCAUGCUGCUAUAAUGAAUGACGAUGAAUGGCGAUGCUGUGAUAACGCAGCUAGCUAUUGAGUGUUGUAACAUGGUGGCAAGGCGGCCCAGCGGCCCAGCCGCGGUGCAUGAACUACGGUACUGAUCUUGCAGGCGUGGGUGUGGCUAGCUGUCGUACCGGCAGUGUGGCGGUGUGGGGUGGCAGGUGCCCGGUGAGGUGUGGGGGGUCGCUGUCCUACGACUUGCAUGCGGGCUGUGGCUGUGGCUGUGGCUGGGAGUGCGUAAGAUGCAGCAGGCAUUGUAGGGAGUGGCGGCCGUGGCGGAAUCCUCCUCUCUGCAAUAUGGUCCGUUGUCCUGGAAGUGGCUCAAAAUCCAGA